Molecule: messenger RNA, 2124 nt
Organism: Sinocyclocheilus rhinocerous
Lineage: Eukaryota; Metazoa; Chordata; Actinopteri; Cypriniformes; Cyprinidae
Product: 3 beta-hydroxysteroid dehydrogenase type 7-like
Exons: 7
Coding region: 374-1477 (367 amino acids)
Biological process (GO): steroid biosynthetic process
Molecular function (GO): oxidoreductase activity, acting on the CH-OH group of donors, NAD or NADP as acceptor
Source: RefSeq, a predicted model, not a curated record
UGUUACAAAUAAUAGACUAUAUACUGUAGAUGUUUAAGAUGAAUAUGUUUGUGUUUUUAUUUAUGUAUGCCAAGUUAUUUUAUUUUGAUCCACUAAGGCAGUAUCAAUAACUUCUCUCUAUUUCUUCCUCUCCUUCACCAUGUUCCUGUAUGUGAGCUGUUAAAUGUGAGGCGGAAGCAAGCAGCUUGCAGAGGAAGACACACACCUCCUUCUCUAAAAUGAUACAGGAAACAGAAACGUCAAGGUUGAGCUUACUGGAUUCAUUGAAGAAAAUGAGGAAAUCUACUGAGAGUGAACUAGUUGAACGGCUCGGUAAACACUGACGGAUAAACACUUCAGUCAAUACCAGGAGAGGAUUCAACGGCGUAUUAAUAUGUCUAAUGAGAAAUCUAAGUUAACUUGCGUGAUAACUGGAGGAUGCGGUUUUCUCGGGCAGCACCUGUUGAGAGUUUUGUUGGAGAAGGAAGAAAAUAUCAAGGAAAUAAGGCUUUUCGAUAAAAACGUUUACCCAAGUCUACAAAGUCACAGUACAGAGAAUGUGAAGGUGGUGGCGGUACCGGGAGAUAUAACAGACUAUGGGAGUGUGCGUGAUGCCUUUCAGGGAGCAGACCUGGUUUUCCACACAGCUAGUUUGGUUGAUGUGUGGUAUAAAGUCCCUGAGAAGGCCAUCUAUGCUGUCAAUGUACAAGGGACGGAGAAUGUAAUAAACGCAUGUGUGGAAAUCGGUAUUCAGUAUUUGAUCUAUACAAGCUCCAUGGAGGUGGUUGGUCCAAAUGUAAAAGGAGAUACAUUCAUCCAAGGGAAUGAGGAUACUCCAUAUAAUAUAUUCCAUGAGAUGCCCUACCCUAAGACCAAAGCUGCAGCUGAGAAAAUGGUGCUGGGAGCCAAUGGCACAAAGGUAAAGGGAGGGAACACUCUCUACACAUGCUCACUACGGCCAACAGGUAUCUAUGGGGAACAGCAUCAGCUCAUGAAGGACUUCUAUCUGAAUGGGGUGCGGACAGGUGGUUGGUUGAUCAAGGGAGUUCCACGGAACACAGAGCACGGAAGGGUCUAUGCAGGGAACGUGGCAUGGAUGCACUUGCUAGCAGCACGUGCUCUGCGGGAACAUCCCGAUAGGCUGGGUGGGGAUUUUUAUUUCUGCUAUGAUGACUCCCCAUACAAGAGCUACGAUGACUUCAACAUGCAGUUCUUGUCGGCCUUCAACUUUCGCUCGUUGCACGUGCCAGUGUGGGUGCUGUGGUUCAUAGCAUGGAUGAACGACCUGAUACGCUGGCUCCUGAAGCCGUUCUACAACUACACCCCACUGCUCAACGGAUACACACUCGCUGUGGCCUGCACAUCCUUCACUGUCUGCACAGACAAGGCGUUUCGUCACUUUCACUACCGACCGCUCUACAGCUGGGAGGAGUGCCUGGCCCGCACACAGAGCUGGGUCAACACGUUCCCUUUAGAAACCCGCACUAAGGACACCUAACAGCUGCUUCAGUGUCAGGAGGACAGUUUUCAUAAACGCAUCCGUGUCCAAAAAUGAAAGAUGAGAGGUUUUGUGACCGUGUGUGUCAAGCAUGUGUCAUGACUUUUCACCUGAUGAUGAACAUUUGGAUGUUGUAUUGCAGUAUUCAGUAUGUGUUUUGAUAUAAGUACACGUAAACAGAGCACCUCUUAAUCAUAUAAUCACAGUUGAUAUGAUCACAGUGAACUAUUAGAUGAAUAAAAACGUUUUAAUUAUUGAUGUAAUAGUAACAGCUGGGAGCAUAAUCUUUACAUUACAUACAAGCACUUUCAUGCAAAAUGCACAAGUGAGGCUAUUUUGAUAGUAAUCCUGCAAUACAAAGCAUAUUGUAUUCUGUUAAUCUGAUAGCUGAAUGUAUUUUAUCAGUUAAGUGUUAUGUAAUCCACCACAUAUAGGUGUAUAUUUAUACAUUUCUUUGUCCAAAUCAUUUCACAGAAACAUUUCAUAACAUCACUGUUAUAUAGACAAUUAUGUGCUAAUGAGCACAAGCAUUUAAGUUAAUUGUUUAUUAAAAUAUGUAAUUGUUUGUAUGAAACAUUGCUAAUUCUUCCGUUAAAAGAAUUGCAAAACAAAUUAAACUAUUAUAUACACAAGUAUUAAGCUUUUUU